Molecule: messenger RNA, 1482 nt
Organism: Argentina anserina (silverweed cinquefoil)
Lineage: Eukaryota; Viridiplantae; Streptophyta; Magnoliopsida; Rosales; Rosaceae
Exons: 8
Coding region: 85-1053 (322 amino acids)
Molecular function (GO): Hsp90 protein binding
Source: RefSeq, a predicted model, not a curated record
AACACUUGAUGCUCCUCUCUCUCUCUCUCUCUCCCUCCUGAAUAAACCCUACUGAAACUCAGUCGGUAAAAGCAAGCAUUAACAAUGGCGGAAGCAGAUGGAGGAUCAGAUAAGAAGGCUGGUGGAGUUGAGUCUUUGAAAGACAAAGGAAAUGAGCAAUUCAAAGCUGGGAAUUACCUCAAAGCCGCAGCUCUCUACACGCAGGCCAUCAAGCAAGACCCCCAAAACCCCACUCUUUAUAGCAACCGUGCUGCUGCAUUUCUGCAAUUGGUUAAGCUUAACAGAGCCCUUGCUGAUGCUGAAACAACAAUUACAUUGAACCCCAAGUGGGAAAAGGGAUAUUUCAGGAAAGGAUGCAUAUUAGAGGCCAUGGAGCAGUAUGAUGAUGCUCUGACUGCUUUCCAGACAGCUUUGCAAUACAAUCCAAAAAGUGUAGAAGUCUCUCGAAAGAUGAAGAAAAUUUCUCAGUUGGCGAAAGAUAAAAAACGUGCUGAAGAAGUGGAUAAAAUGAGAUCAAAUGUUGAUUUGGCAAAACAUUUGGAUAAACUGAAAUCUGAAGUGUUUGAAGGAUCCGAAGAUGCAUUCUCUUUUCUUGUUGAGACUAUGGAGGCAGCAGUAAAAUCAUGGCAUGAAACUUCAAAAGUGGAGGCUAGAGUUUACUUUCUCCUUGAUAAAGAAAAAACAGACACCGAAAAGUAUGCUCCGGCUGUGAACAUUGAUAAGGCCUUUGAAUCACCCGAUACACACAGAAAUUGUUUCCCUUUUCUCAGGCAGUAUGCUGAGGAUUCUUUCUCUAGAGCAGCUUGCUUGGUGACCCCCAAGAGUAUCAUGUCUUACCCACAGGUUUGGAAAGGUCAAGGAUCAAGGAAAUGGAAACAUGGGCAACAUGAUGGAUUCUUUGUUCAGUUUGAGAUGCAUUUCUUGCGAAAGUUGUGGUUUAUUCCUAGUUCCAAUGAACUGGGCCAGACAUUGUGCAGGGAUCCGGAAGAUCUAGACAUCAGUGCCCAUGAAUUGAUUCCGCGCCUAUACAAAGAGAAGUCCUCCAAGUCAUAGGCACCUUCACCUGCAUGUUGUUGGACAGAAAUCUGAGGGCUCAGUUUAGCGGUAUUGUAAAGAGCAAACAGCACAUGUACUAUCUUUUGCCUUGCUCAGAAUCUCAGAUGUAAGGUCUUCUUUGGCCUGGUGUUUUGGAGGAAGGUAUUUUACAUAACCAUUCCAUACAUCUACCAUGGUUUUGUUCUCCCCUCCCCCUCUCUCAAAUUCCUCUAAGAAAACAUUUAUCUGGAUGUUACGCCUUUACAGAGGUCCCUUAUUGUGAGAUUGCCUAUCCUGAUUUUGUCCGUUGCAUUAUACCGGGUUGUUUCUAACACAUGUACGUUAAAUGGUACUUAUAUGGUGAUGCUAAGACUUGAAACUUGGUGCUAUAAUUCCUCUGUAAUCUUCUAUAUUGUGUAAGGUGUUAAUGACUGAUUCUUCUCAGCA